AUGGGGCGUAAGUUAUAUAUAAGGUCACUCCCUGAAUACCUGGUUCUGUUGUUAAUCGUACACUCUGUUAAGUGGAAUGCUAACGAGUCAACUUUUUGGAAUGUCCGGUGGCUGGCCUUUGGGUCAACAAUUCUGAGCAUUCGGAGCUUCAAGAUUCUGCAGGAUAUGGCUCUUCAGAACUAUGUUCCCUCCGGCGAUGCUCCUUCUGUCAAUAUCAAGUCAUUGCGUUUCUCCAGUAAGGAAAAUGGAAAAGCCCAGCCUACAGUCCAGGAAAGAAAACCAACAGAAGCUGAUGUGGACAUUGACAUCAGAGAGGUUUAUUUCUUGAUUAUGCAUUUCCUGUCAGCUGGACCAUGUCACGGGACUUAUGGGCAGUUAUGGAAUGAACUUCUGGAGCAUCAGCUUUUACCUAGAAGAUAUCACGCGUGGUAUUCACGUACUGGAAUGCAGAGUGGAGAUGAAAAUGACAAUGGCAUGUCUUUCCCAUUAAGUUAUAAUAAGUUGGUGGAAAGAUAUCCUCACAUUGAAACGAUUCACUUGGUAAAGCUUCUGAAGCAAUUGAUACUAAGUUCAGCUGAUCUUUCACAAGGCUUGAUUGGUGGGAAUGCAUUAAAUGCAUCUGCUGUCCCAACUCUCCUCGGAACUGGUCCUUUUUCACUUCUGGCUAGUGAUGAAAAUAAGGGGGAUGGUCAAGUUAAACAUCCCCCAGGCCACAUGCGUUGGCCUCACAGGCUAGCUGAUCAGGUGCGUGGAAUUAGUUUAAGGGAAAUAGGUGGUGGAUUUCCUAGGCAUCAUCGUGCCCCUUCUACUCGUGCUGCAUGUUAUGCCAUUGCAAAACCAUCUACUAUGGUACAUAAGAUGCAAAAUAUUAAAAGAGUCCGAGGACACCGUAAUGCUGUUUACUGCGCCAUAUUCGAUCGAUCAGGGAGAUAUGUUAUCACUGGUUCAGAUGAUCGCCUCGUAAAGAUUUGGUCAAUGGAAACUGCAUAUUGCUUGGCCAGCUGUCGUGGACAUGAAGGUGACAUUACUGACCUGGCUGUGAACUACAACAACACUUUGGUGGCUUCUGCUUCAAAUGACUGCAUCAUCCGAAUUUGGCGCCUUCCUGAUGGUUUGCCGAUUUCUGUAUUGCGGGGUCACACUGGAGCUGUCACUGCUAUUGCAUUUAGUCCUAGACCAAGUGCCAUUUAUCAGCUUUUGUCGUCAUCUGAUGAUGGAACUUGCCGUAUUUGGGAUGCUAGAUAUUCCCAGUUCAGUGCAAGAAUAUAUGUACCAAAACCUUCAGAUUCUGUUGCUGGGAGAAAUAAUGUUCCAUCAACCGGCACGGCUCAACAAAGUCUUCAAAUUUUCUGCUGUGCAUUCAAUGCCAGUGGAACUGUUUUUGUUACUGGCAGCUCGGACACUCUUGCAAGGGUUUGGAAUGCUUGUAAAUCCACUGCUGAUGAUUCAGAGCAACCUAAUCAUGAGAUGGAUAUUUUAGCUGGACAUGAGAAUGAUGUAAAUUAUGUACAGUUCAGUGGCUGCGCUGUAGUAUCCAGAUCUUCUGCCUCUGAUGCUCAGAAGGAAGACAGCAUCCCAAAAUUCAAAAACACGUGGUUCAACCAUGACAAUAUAGUCACAUGCUCUCGCAAUGGAAGUGCAAUCAUUUGGAUACCAAGAUCACGUAGAUCACAUGGAAAAGUUGGGCGAUGGAUACGAGCAUAUCAUCUGAAAGUUCCACCACCACCAAUGCCUCCUCAACCUCCUCGAGGGGGCCCACGCCAGAGAAUUCUUCCUACACCUCGUGGUGUUAACAUGAUUACAUGGAGUCUGGACAAUCGUUUUGUCCUUGCUGCUAUUAUGGAUUGCAGAAUAUGCGUUUGGAAUGCUGUUGAUGGUAGCUUAGUUCACUCUCUCACUGGUCAUACUGAUUCUACUUAUGUUCUGGAUGUUCACCCUUUCAAUCCUCGUAUAGCCAUGAGUGCUGGAUAUGAUGGGAAAUUGAUAGUGUGGAAUAUAUGGGAAGGCACUCCAAUUCGGACUUAUGAAAUUGGUCGCUUCAAGCUGGUUGAUGGGAAGUUUUCUUCGGAUGGGACGUCGAUUAUUCUUUCUGAUGAUGUCGGUCAAUUAUAUAUAUUGAAUACAGGGCAAGGUGAAUCUCAAAAGGAUGCCAAAUAUGAUCAGUUCUUCUUAGGGGAUUAUCGCCCUCUCAUUCAAGAUACACAUGGAAAUGUCCUUGACCAGGAAACACAACUUGCUCCUUACCGGAGGAAUAUGCAAGAUCUCCUUUGUGAUUCAGGCAUGAUUCCAUACCCAGAGCCUUAUCAAAGCAUGUACCAGCAACGGCGGUUAGGAGCUCUUGGUAUUGAGUGGCGUCCAUCAUUUAUAAGAUUUGCUGUUGGUGUUGAUUUCAGCAUGAACCAAGAUUAUCAAAUGCUUCCCAUAGCAGACUUAGAUAUAUUGAUUGAUCCACUUCCCCAUUUUGUGGAUGCAAUGGAUUGGGAGCCAGAAAUUGAGAUACAUAGUGAUGAUAAUGAUUCAGAGUAUAAUGUUACAGAGGAUUAUUCAUCUGGAGGUGAACGAGGAAGUUUAAGUUCCAAUUCUGGCGAUCCUGAGUGCAGCGCAGAAGACAGUGAGGUAGAAGAAUCUCACAGAUACUACAUUUGUAGAUCAAAUAGGAAGAAACAGAAAGUAGAGAUCAUGACAUCUUCUGGGAGGCGUGUUAAGAGGAAGAAUUUGGAGUUCGAUGACAAUUCAUUGAGGAACAAUCUUAACAGGAAAUCAAGAAAUGGGCGAAAAACCUCCAAGAAAAAGUCUUCAUUGAAGUCUUUAAGGCCACAGAGAGCUGCUGCACGGAAUGCACUUCAUCUGUUCUCUCGAAUUACGGGAACAUCUACAGAAGGAGAAGAAAUAAAUGGAUUCAGCAGUGAUUCAUCAGGAAGUGAAUCCACUCUGCAGGAUUCAAGUUUCGAUAGUGAAGAAUCGGAUGUUUCUUUGCAAAAUGAAUGGCAUGAACAUUCAAAAGGGAAAGAAAUAUCCUUAGAUCAGUCUGAGGUUGCAGAUAAGCGUCAUCCAUAUACUGGAUCUCAUUCAAAUGCAGGGAGCAAGAGGAGAUUAAUCCUGAAGUUACCCAAUCGCAGUUCCAGUAUAUCCAAAUUUGAAAGCCACACUGUUCUGGCGGGCUCAUCAUCUUCAGCUCCUCGCAAACAUGAUGAAACAAAUAGAUUUUACUCUGAGGACGAAAGAUACAUUCCUGAUGAUACUGAAGGUGAUAGAAAGGAAAGAAGCAAGAUUGGACAGCCUGCGAAAGCUGAACAUCAUUUCGACCUUCUCGAAGGAUACAAAGAUGGUUCAAUUAGAUGGGGAGGGGUCAAGACUCGAACCUCAAAGCGGAUGAGGAGUGGAGAACCAUUGACAUCUGAUAUACCCUCUGGAACUAGUUCAGUUCUUGACGAGCAUAUCGAGACAGAUAUUGUAACUGGACAUUCUAUGUUUGGAAAGGAGAACAGAACAAUUUCCCCUCGUUCAGGAUUCCAAAAUCAUGAAGCCAAUAUAUAUGAAAUUGUUAAUCUAAAUGAGCAUUCUUAUGGAACUAUGCCCGAAAGUUUGAAGGGAGCUGAAAAUGUCAAGAAACACUUAGAUGAGUGCAAGGAUGAUGAUGAAUUGCCAGUUCAGUUACCCAAGAUUUUUGACAGUGCUGCUCCUGCUGCUAAUGGGUUCCGCAACCAUCUCGAGUUGAAAGAUAAUGGAAGUCCAGUUCCAACAAAAUUACAAAUAAGAUCUAGUACUCUUUCAAGGGAUCAUGAAAGCCUCGGGAAGAUUAGUUUUGAUUCCCCAUCAGAGGAGUUUUGGAAAGAUGCAUGUGAUAACUUAUGCGAUAGUUUGAACUCUCAGCAGAAUUUUGUAUUACAGGUUCCUGAUUAUGAUGGCAUUGGAGAACUGCCCUCAGUUGUUCAAGAGCAUGAUAUUGUGCCAGAAUCAGAAGCUUUGGUCAGUUUAGAAGACUCAUGGCAGUUGGGUUCUCCAAAAAGAAUGUUUACUUCUGUUUAUAGAAGGUCAAAGUCUUCUCGAGGUAGACGCAACCCAGAAGGUGACAAUGGAAGCAUGGAAGCAGGUCCUUCUAAUGUUCCUAAACAUUAUGAUGAAGGAGCUGAGACUGCAAAUGAAGGUUUCCGUAGGCCCAGGUCCAUUCGGUUGAGGUUGACUCCCCGUGAUAUAGAUGUCCCAAGCAGUGGCGAUAUAAAAUUUAAGGAAGCUCGGGAUGAUUCAGAAUCAUUAGAUGUUGAAAAGGCGACGAUGAGCAAAGAUGAAGAGAGUUCCUGUGAAGAAUGGGGAUCAGGUUCAGUUGUUGCUGUUCGACGAAGAUCUACAAGAAAUAGGACAGACAGUUAUUACAUUCGUGAAACUAGUCCUCCAGAUAGAAGGAAAUCAUAUCAUUCUGGAAGAAGUUCAUGGUUAUUGCUGUCCACACAUGAGGAAGGCUCCCGAUACAUUCCCCAGAGGGGGGAUGAAGUUGUGUAUCUGAGACAGGGCCAUCAGGAAUAUAUGAAAUACCUUAACUUGAAGGACAUGGGCCCUUGGAAAACAAUUAAGGGAAACAUCAGAGCUGUAGAAUUUUGUAGAGUUGAAGACUUGGAGUAUUCAACACGUCCAGGUUCAGGGGAGAGCUGCUGUAAAAUGACACUUAAAUUUGUUGAUACUUCUUCUGAUGCGGUGGGCAAAUCAUUUAAGCUGACACUCCCUGAAGUGACUGAAUUUCCAGAUUUCCUUGUCGAGAGAAGCAGGUACGAUGCAGCUGUGCAAAGAAACUGGACCUCCCGAGAUAAAUGUCAAGUCUGGUGGAAAAACGCGGGCGAGGAAGAUGGGAGUUGGUGGGAAGGCCGAGUUUUAACUGUGAAGCCCAAAUCUCUUGAAUUUCCCAACAGUCCAUGGGAAAGAUAUGUCGUAAAGUACAAAAGCGAUGCCACUGAAACACAUCAACAUAGUCCUUGGGAACUUUAUGAUGCUGAUACACACUGGGAACAGCCUCAUAUGGAUAAUGAUAUUAAAGACAGGCUACUGCAUGCUCUUACCAAGCUGGAGCAAUCUGGAAAUAAAGUCCAGGAUUAUUAUGGGAUUAGCAAACUGAAACAAGUUUCACAGAAGACAAAUUUUAUUAACAGGUUCCCGGUUCCUUUGUCUCUGGAAGUCAUCCAUUCUAGGUUAGAGAAUAACUACUACAGAAGUUUGGAGGCUAUGAAACAUGAUAUUGAAGUGAUGCUAUCUAAUGCCGUGUCAUACUUCGGAAGAAAUGCAGAAGUUUCAAUUAAAAUGGAACGCUUGUCCAACUGGUUCACCCGGACGCUAUCAUCAUUGUAG
Molecule: messenger RNA, 5337 nt
Organism: Fraxinus pennsylvanica
Lineage: Eukaryota; Viridiplantae; Streptophyta; Magnoliopsida; Lamiales; Oleaceae
Source: the annotation of a GenBank genome assembly